Molecule: messenger RNA, 1113 nt
Organism: Puma concolor (puma)
Lineage: Eukaryota; Metazoa; Chordata; Mammalia; Carnivora; Felidae
Gene: PARD6B
Product: par-6 family cell polarity regulator beta
Biological process (GO): regulation of cellular localization; centrosome cycle; establishment or maintenance of cell polarity
Cellular component (GO): nucleus; apical plasma membrane; cell cortex
Molecular function (GO): protein binding
Source: RefSeq, a predicted model, not a curated record
AUGAACCGCAGUCACCGGCACGGAGCGGGCAGCGGCUGCCUGGGCACCAUGGAGGUGAAGAGCAAGUUUGGAGCUGAAUUUCGUCGGUUUUCACUGGAAAGAUCCAAACCUGGAAAAUUUGAGGAGUUUUAUGGAUUACUGCAACAUGUUCAUAAGAUACCCAAUGUUGACGUUUUAGUAGGCUAUGCGGACAUCCAUGGAGACUUACUACCUAUAAACAAUGACGAUAAUUAUCACAAAGCUGUUUCAACGGCCAACCCACUACUUAGGAUUUUUAUACAAAAAAAGGAAGAAGCAGACUACAGUGCCUUUGGUACAGACACACUAAUAAAGAAGAAGAAUGUUUUGACCAACGUAUUGCGUCCUGACAACCAUAGAAAAAAGCCACACAUAGUCAUUAGCAUGCCCCAAGACUUCAGACCCGUGUCUUCUAUUAUAGACGUGGAUAUUCUCCCAGAAACACAUCGUAGGGUUCGUCUUUACAAGUACGGCACUGAGAAACCCUUAGGAUUCUACAUCCGGGAUGGCUCCAGUGUCAGGGUAACACCUCAUGGCUUAGAGAAGGUCCCAGGGAUCUUUAUAUCCAGACUUGUCCCCGGAGGCCUGGCUCAAAGCACAGGACUGUUAGCUGUGAAUGAUGAAGUCUUAGAAGUCAACGGCAUAGAAGUUUCAGGGAAGAGUCUUGAUCAAGUAACAGACAUGAUGAUCGCCAACAGCCGCAACCUCAUCAUCACGGUGAGACCAGCAAACCAGAGGAACAAUGUUGUCCGGAACAGUCGGACUUCUGGCAGCUCUGGCCAGUCCACUGAUAACAGCCUUCUGGGCUAUCCCCAGCAGGCAGAACCGAGCUUUGAGCCAGAGGAUGAAGACAGUGAUGAGGACGACAUUAUUAUUGAAGGUAACGGAGUGCCGCAGCAGAUUCCGAAAGCUGUUCCCACUACCGAGAGCCUGGAAUCACUGACGCAAAUAGAACUCAAUUUUGAAUCUGGACAGAAUGGUUUUAUUCCUUCUAAUGAUGUGAGCUUAGCCCCCAUCGCAAGUGGCACAGGUACAGAAACACGUGCUCCAGAUCAAAAACUCUUAGAAGAAGACGGAACGAUCAUAACGCUAUGA